This is a messenger RNA of Physeter macrocephalus (sperm whale), 1626 nucleotides long. RefSeq names its product bone morphogenetic protein 3 (gene BMP3). NCBI's taxonomy places the organism in Eukaryota, Metazoa, Chordata, Mammalia, Artiodactyla, Physeteridae. Bases 197 to 1624 code for a protein of 475 amino acids. The record is from RefSeq and is a predicted model, not a curated record. Gene Ontology annotation, cellular component: extracellular region. The transcript has 3 exons. Gene Ontology annotation, biological process: osteoblast differentiation. Gene Ontology annotation, molecular function: growth factor activity; cytokine activity.
CCGGGGAGGAGCCCACCUGCGGGUCCGCGAUCGACCGGCGCAAAAAGUGGGGCUGGUCGCUGUCCUGCUCAGGCAGCGUCCGGGCUCCGGGCGCCCUCGCCCAGCUCGUUGGGAGUUCAACCUUCCUCUCUGCCGCCGGCCCCGCGCGCCGCAGAGGGACCCCCCCCAGGACGCAACAGCGGACGCGGACCUCGCUAUGGCUGGGGCGCGCAGACUGCUCCAUCUAUGGCUGGGCUGCUUGUGCGUGAGCCUGGCGCACGGACAGAGACUCAAGCAGCAUUUCCCGGAGCUCCGCGAGCCUGUGCCAGGCGACCGCACGGCAGGGGGUGGCCCAGACCCCCUCCCGCAGCCGCUCGACAAGGUGUCAGAGCACAUGCUGCGGCUCUACGACAGGUACAGCGGCGGCGGCAGAGCCGAGGCGGCGCGGACACCGGGGUCCUCGGAGCGGGGCUCGCCGCCUCUGCUCCCCCAGCCCUUGCGCGAGGGCAACACGGUUCGCAGCUUUCGAGCCGGAGAAGCAGGAACCCUUGAAAAUGAGAAACUGCAUAUUUUUAACCUGACUUCUCUAACCAAGUCUGAAAACAUUUUAUCUGCCACACUGUAUUUCUAUAUUGGAGAGCUAAUAAAUAUCAGCCUGAGUUGUCCUGUGUCCCAAGGAUGCUCACAUCAUACCCAAAGGAAACACAUUCAGAUUGAGCUCUCUACCUGGAUCCUCAAAUCCACCAGAAACCAAAGUCAACUCCUGGGUCAUCUUUCAGUAGAUGGAGCGAAACUUCAUCGAGAUUUUGUUUCCUGGCUGUCUAAAGACAUCACUCAACUUUUGAGGAAAGCCAAGGAAAAUGAGGAGUUCCUCAUAGGAUUUAACAUUACUUCCAAAGGACACCAGCUGCCAAAGAAGAUAACACCCUUUCCUGAGCCUUAUAUCUUGGUGUAUGCCAAUGAUAUUGCGAUUUCUGAGCCCGAGAGUGUGGUAUCAAGCUUGCAAGGACACCGGAAUUUCCCCACUGGAGCUGGGCCCAAACUGGAUAGCCAUAUCAGGGCCGCCCUUUCUACUGAACGGAGGAAGAAGCGCUCUGCUGGGGUCCUGCUGCCUCUGCAGAACAAUGAGCUUCCUGGGGCAGAAUAUCAGUAUAAGGAGGAUGGGGUAUGGGAGGAGAGAAAACCUUACAAGACUCUUCAGACUCAGCCCCCUGAAAAGAGUAAGAACAAAAAGAAACAGAGAAAGGGACCUCACCAGAAGACCCAGACUCUCCAGUUUGAUGAACAGACCCUGAAGAAGGCAAGAAGAAAGCAAUGGAUUGAACCUCGCAAUUGUGCCAGGCGGUACCUUAAAGUGGACUUUGCAGAUAUUGGCUGGAGUGAAUGGAUUAUCUCCCCCAAGUCCUUUGAUGCUUAUUAUUGCUCCGGAGCAUGCCAGUUCCCCAUGCCAAAGUCUUUGAAGCCAUCAAAUCAUGCUACCAUCCAGAGUAUAGUGAGAGCUGUGGGUGUUGUUCCUGGGAUUCCUGAGCCUUGCUGUGUGCCAGAAAAGAUGUCCUCGCUCAGCAUCUUAUUCUUUGAUGAAAAUAAGAAUGUGGUACUUAAGGUAUAUCCAAACAUGACGGUAGAGUCUUGCGCUUGCAGAUAACC